Messenger RNA from Rosa chinensis, 1810 nucleotides. RefSeq names its product F-box/LRR-repeat protein At3g26922. The transcript has 3 exons. Lineage: Eukaryota; Viridiplantae; Streptophyta; Magnoliopsida; Rosales; Rosaceae. The coding region runs from base 196 to 1617 and encodes 473 amino acids. The record is from RefSeq and is a predicted model, not a curated record. Gene Ontology annotation, molecular function: protein binding.
GUCAUGUUUCACUCUUCUGUCUUCUUCUCCUGUUUUUCUUGGCCUUCUUGGAAAACCUUUCAUAAUUGCAGGAGUGAUAACUUUUCAACCAAACAGAUCUUACCCAUUCAUAAUUAGAAAACCAUUAAGUGUGUGCGGCGGGGAUGUUCCAGUAGUUGGGAGAUCUGAAGCUGAAAGGAAACUCCAACACCAUCAAUGGCUAUGACGAUGAGGAAAAGGCAUAAACGUGGGUACAACGACAUAGUGGAUGAAAUGGGUGGAUUGCCAGAUGAAAUUCUUGUUAGUAUAUUGUCUCUGUUGCCGUUAAAGGAAGCAGCAGCUACUAGUAUCCUUUCUAGGCGAUGGCGGCAUCUUUGGACAUCUACCUCGACUCUCACCUUUGAUUCUGAUAUUAUGUUGUAUUUUGACCCAACCAAAAGUUUCAAGUCAGAAACCUCCAAGUACAUCAAUUGGGUGGACAGUGUGAUGGAACAACAUAGAGUCCCGAACAUUGAACACCUCAAGAUCUCGUUUGAUCUAGAUGAAAGUCGUGCAGUUUGCAUUAACAAGUGGAUUCAAAUUGCAUUGAAGAAACGAGUUCAGAUUCUUGAGUUGGACUUGUUAGAAUGGGGUUGCUUUUUUCAACAGGAUAGGCAGUGUUAUAAACUUCCCCGUCGACUUUUACACUCUAAUCGUGAUUACAUUGGCUCCCUCAAAGUCCUUGACUUCAAAUCUGUUGCUGUGGAUGGAAAAAUUCUUGAAUACCUGCUUUCUAGCUGUCCGCUCCUUGAACGAUUAUCAGUUUAUGACUCCCAAAAGUUGGUUAAGCUACGAGUUGUGGGUCUGUCAAUUGCAUUGAAGUAUUUAUCAAUUGAACGAUGUUACAAAAUCAAAAGCAUUGAGAUUUGUGAUGCCCCGAAGCUUGUUUCACUGAUUUAUCAUGGAGAAAGUGGAGGAGAAAACUUAAACUCGUUUCUGAUUAGGAAUGUCCCGCUUCUAGUGGAAGUAUCCAUUCUUGCAGAAUGGAUGGAGAGUUUCUUCAAGGCCGGUUGUCUUUCUCAAUUGGAGAUUCUCAGACUGUACCCUUCAAUGGUUGGUAUAUGUAAUAAGUCUGUUGGUUUUCUUUCGUUUUGUUGGAAUUUGUUAGUCCCUUACUCCUUUUGUUUUCAGCGAUAUGAGAAGUACCUUCAAUUUCCUCCAUUAGCAAAUCUCAAGUACUUGGAAUUAAGAGUUAUAGCACAUGAUCAGUGCAGUCUUCUUCAGUUAACUUCUGUAAUGAAGGCAUGCCCUUACUUGCACAGAUUUGUGUUGCAGUUGAGACACUUUACACCGGCCUUUGGAGGAAGUUUGAUAAAGAUGAAUGCUUCCAAAUCCCCCCACUAUUACCUCAAGGUAGUGGAAAUAGCAGGGUAUCGUGGUCAGACAAGUGAUUAUGAAUAUGUAAAGUACUUCAUAGAGAAUGCGGUUGAGCUGGAGAAACUUAUUAUCAAUCCUGUUAAGUGGACUCCAUAUGUAGCUGACAGAAACAGAAUCCCUAAGAGUAUUAGUGAAGUCAAGAUGGAAGACGAGGCAAGAGCUCAUGCGAGGCAACACGUUAGAGAAAAAGUUCCUUCAAAUAUAGAAUUUGUAUGCAUCUAACAAGUAGGAAGUGCAUGCUUUAUAUUAAACCCUUGAAAUUGUAUUCAAAGUUGGAACCUAUUGGUAAUAUUGAAUAUUAAGGUUUGUUAAAAAAUAAGCUGAAAUUGAGGUUCAAGGAAUAAGAAAUGGACUGGAAUGAAGUGGGCGUUGCUGUUUCUGAAAUUUGAUCAUGGCGGUGUCCGCUGUUGGUGUC